This is a messenger RNA of Sporisorium graminicola, 585 nucleotides long. RefSeq lists its product as uncharacterized. The record is from RefSeq and is a predicted model, not a curated record. The transcript has 2 exons. Lineage: Eukaryota; Fungi; Basidiomycota; Ustilaginomycetes; Ustilaginales; Ustilaginaceae. Gene Ontology annotation, cellular component: DASH complex; spindle microtubule; mitotic spindle. The coding region runs from base 1 to 585 and encodes 194 amino acids.
AUGAUGACGGAUGCACACCACACUUCCUCGUCGUCGUCGGCAUACGAUGAGCCGCAACAUCCCUCUUCGUCGUCUUCUGCGCAAAGCGGGAAUGGGGACAGGAACACCGAUGCUGGGUUUUUCGAGAGAGAGCGCAAUCGGUUGAUUCAAGAUAUUUCCAAGGGCGUAGAGUCGAUCCUCGGCAACAGUAACGCGGUGAACCGCAAGAUCGAAGAAUCUAUUUCAGUGGGAAAGGAGUUCCACCCCAUCUCAGAGCUGUGGUCCAAGUUCGAACGCAUCAUGCACGCCAGUGGCAUUCCCAACCUCCACCCGCAACCUGCUUUGUCCGCUGCUGUCUCCGCCCCCGCUAGUGCGGCUGCUGGUGCUGCUGCGAGUGGAGGAGCCAGUGGGAACGCGGGGAGUGUAGAGGACAAGGAGAAUCUAGCGGGGAUGGCGACACCGAAGCGCAAGUCGUCCGGCCAGGAAGCAACGGGGACGGCGGAGGAGGCGGAGGGUGAUGCCGGUCUGCGCUUCGAGCUUGCUUCAACGGCGCAGGGAUUGCCACCCGGUGUGGCGCCCGGUGGUGGCCGGAUCUACGCUGCGUGA